Molecule: messenger RNA, 3703 nt
Organism: Leopardus geoffroyi (Geoffroy's cat)
Lineage: Eukaryota; Metazoa; Chordata; Mammalia; Carnivora; Felidae
Gene: FEM1A
Product: fem-1 homolog A
Exons: 1
Coding region: 137-2104 (655 amino acids)
Molecular function (GO): protein binding
Source: RefSeq, a predicted model, not a curated record
CAUUUUGUUCCGCCGGAGAAGCCCCUAAGAUGGCGGCGGGGGAGACGGUGAAGGUUGCCGCCCGCCCCUCCGGGCGUUAGCCCGCGCCCUCCGCGUCCCCCGGCGGCCGGCCCAUGGCCUGGCGGAAGCCCGCACCAUGGACCUCCGCACCGCCGUGUACAACGCCGCCCGCGACGGCAAGCUGCAGCUGCUUCAGAAGCUGCUCAGCGGCCGGAGCCGGGAGGAGCUGGACGAGCUGACGGGUGAGGUGGCCGGCGGGGGGACGCCGCUGCUCAUCGCCGCCCGCUACGGCCACCUGGACGUGGUCGAGUACCUGGUGGACCGGUGCGGCGCGAGCGUGGAGGCGGGCGGCUCGGUGCACUUCGACGGCGAGACCAUCGAGGGCGCGCCGCCGCUGUGGGCCGCCUCGGCCGCCGGCCACCUGGACGUGGUGCGCAGCCUGCUGCGCCGCGGGGCGUCGGUGAACCGCACGACGCGCACCAACUCGACGCCGCUGCGCGCCGCCUGCUUCGACGGGCACCUGGAGGUGGUGCGCUACCUGGUGGGCGAGCACCAGGCCGACCUGGAGGUGGCCAACCGGCACGGCCACACGUGCCUCAUGAUCUCCUGUUACAAGGGCCACCGCGAGAUCGCCCGCUACCUGCUGGAGCAGGGCGCCCAAGUGAACCGGCGCAGCGCCAAGGGCAACACGGCCCUGCACGACUGCGCCGAGUCCGGCAGCCUGGAGAUCCUGCAGCUGCUGCUCGGCUGCCACGCCCGCAUGGAGCGCGACGGCUACGGCAUGACCCCGCUGCUGGCGGCCAGCGUCACGGGCCACACCAACAUCGUGGAGUACCUCAUCCAGGAGCAGCCUGCCGGGGAGGGGGGCCCCUCCGCCGGCCCGGGAUGUGUGCCGCCCCCGGGGCCCCGCGGCCGCAGCUCCUCCCCGGAGGACGCGCUCGGUGACGCGUACGAGAGCUGCUGCCCCACGAGCCGGGAGGCCGCCGUGGAAGCCCUCGAGUUGCUGGGAGCCACCUACGUGGAUAAGAAGCGGGACCUGCUCGGGGCCCUGAAACACUGGAGACGGGCCAUGGAGCUGCGUCACCAGGGCGGCGCCUAUCUGCCCAAACCGGAGCCCCCGCAGCUGGUCCUGGCCUAUGACUAUUCCAGGGAGGUGACCACCGCCGAGGAGCUGGAAGCGCUCAUAACCGACCCGGAUGAGAUGCGCACGCAGGCCCUGUUGGUCCGGGAGCGCAUCCUGGGGCCGGCCCACCCGGACACGUCCUACUACAUCCGCUACCGGGGGGCGGUAUACGCCGACUCGGGCAACUUCGAGCGCUGCAUCCGCCUGUGGAAGUACGCCCUGGACAUGCAGCAGAACAACCUGGAGCCCCUGAGCCCCAUGACCGCCAGCAGCUUCCUCUCCUUCGCCGAACUCUUCUCGUACGUGCUCCAGGACCGGGCGGCCAAGGGCAGCCCGGGCGCGCAGAUCGGCUUCGCGGACCUCAUGGGCGUGCUCUGCAAAGGGGUGCGGGAGGUGGAGCGGGCCCUGCAGCUGCCCAAGGAGCCCGGGGACUCGGCCCAGUUCACCAAGGCCUUGGCCAUCAUCCUCCACCUGCUGUAUCUGCUGGAGAAGGUGGAGUGCACGCCGGACCAGGAGCACCUCAAGCACCAGACCGUGUACCGGCUGCUGAAGUGCGCCCCCCGGGGCAGGAACGGCUUCACCCCUCUGCACAUGGCCGUGGACAAGGACACCACCAACGUCGGCCGCUACCCGGUGGGCCGGUUCCCCUCUCCCCAGGUGGUCAAGGUGCUGCUUGACUGCGGGGCGGACCCAGACAGCCGGGACUUUGACAACAACACCCCGCUGCACAUAGCGGCCCAGAACAACUGCCCCGGGAUCAUGAACGCCCUGAUCGAAGCGGGCGCCCACAUGGAUGCCACCAAUGCCUUCAAGAAGACCGCCUACGAGCUGCUGGACGAGAAGCUGCUGGCCAAGAGCACCAUUCAGCCCUUCAACUAUGUGACCCUGCAGUGCCUUGCGGCCCGCGCCCUGGACAAAAACAAGAUCCCCUACAAGGGCUUCAUCCCCGAGGAGCUGGAGGCUUUCAUCGAGCUGCACUGACGGGGGUCCUGAGAGCCGAGAAGCCGGAAGAGUGGGGCCCACGCUCGUCUCCCCGCCUCCCGCCUCCCGCCUCCCCCCUCCCCCGAGCCCUUGGGCAGCGGGAAACAGACGGGCCCUCCAGUCUCCAGAGCCCCCGUCCCCUCCGCUCUGCGGAGAGGGGAAAGGAAUCAGCAAGUCGUUGGUGCUCGAAGCCUUCCGCACCAGGCGCUCGAGGAACUGGCCCUCUCCGGGAGCCCGCGAGCCUGUCUUUGAUCGGGGGAAGUUGCACGCGCGUCCGCGCAUCCCAUCCGCCCGGGUCUCGGAGGAGUUUUGCCUUCUUGCCUCGAGGCGGAGGGAUCGAAGCUUUUGCCUUCUUUUCCGAGAACCGGGAAGAAGCUGAGGAUCGGGUCCCUGCGUUUUCGCCCCCCUGCGGCCGAGUGCCGUGUGAGGACGGGGGCGGGGGGGCGGGGGGGGGGCGCUCCCAGGCGGCAGGUCGGAGAAGCGGGCCGACUCUCAGUUCUCCAGCACGCUUGCGCCCUGCUCCCUGCCCCCCUGCCGUCACCACGGGCCGUGGGCAGGGCUCCCUGCCCGGGCGGCCUGCCCCUCGCAUGGCUUUCGUUGGUGUGGUGUUGCGUUUCUUAGUGAGCGGGCAGGUUACAGGCGUGGCGCGGGAGGCCAGAAGUCGUGCUGCCGUAUUUUUUCUUUUCCUGGGAAUUUUUGGUCACACGGAAUGAGCUGAUGUCACACAGGGAGCUUUUUGCCGUGGCCGAGGCGGCGAGGCUGUCUACCAGGCGUGAGCUCGGUGGUGUGGAGGAUUUGGUGGCGGUCCCUAAAGCGAGGCGACUGUCCAUUUUCUAGAACUUCCCUGUUUGCCUUCUACUUGGGCCUCCCCCAACUUUCCACGCGAAUCACAAAGAGGGGCGUUUUCCAAGCAACGAUCGGGCCAGGCGCCGAAGGAGCUGGCGGGGCCGUCACUCCCCGGCCCGGCAAGGACCCGCACGGUCGGAGUGGGUCAGGGUCUCAGUUUCGGAGUCCCAGGAAGUGCAGUCGCCUCAGCCUCCCGGGCCCCGCGCGCAUGCGCAGUGUGGCUGUGCGCAGCCCCGCGGCUCUAGGCUUUUUUUUUUUUUUUUUUUUUUUUUUUAGCUGCUUGGAAGCCUGAACGCAGGUGUUCCUGAGCCAGGUCCCCACUCGCUGUUAACUGAGCUGGAGGAGGCGGCGAAUGUCCACAAGUUGCCAGUGAGGUGAUGAGAAAUCUCGGUUUCCCACCACUCAGGGCGCGCAUGCGCCAAGCGCAGCGGUGCCGCCCACGCCCCCGGCAGCCGCGGGCCGGUGGCGCUGGCGGUGGCAGGUGGCAGAGGACGAAGUGGCCUCCUGGGCUCAGGAGGCGGGGCCCCGCCUGGAGAGGGUGUCUCUCCCCCCAACCCCCCCCCCCCCAGGCUCCUCUCGCAGCUGCACGGAGGCCUCGAGAAGCCACAGCGGGCCCCUGGGCCCCGUUUGCAUUUGCAGUGUUAGUUAGGACGUUAUUUAUUGGCAAGGCCGGGUUUUACCUUCCGUCGAGGCGGGAAAGUGUCCCUGUCCCUUCAAAGCACGGAAUAAAGCAAUGAGGCAGUUUAAAUCGUG